AUGGCUGGAAAAUUGAUGCCGUCCUCAAGCCAUAUACUGUCCGACUCCAUGCUGCAGUACACCUUGGCGCCUAUGUAUAAUGGAGAUUACACAGAUUUUAUGGGAGUGGUAGUAUAUGAAGGCCGGGAGCCGAAAGACGAUUUUAAGGGAUCUUCUUCCCUUGGUAUCAUGAUGGCCAACGCAAUGGGCGGCAUGUGGAUAGGGCAUACCAUCCCUGGAUUUCCAAAUUUAACACUUGACGCAGCAGCAUUUCCUCCAGAAGAAUUGAAGAAUGGUCACAUGAUAAUGUGCUUUUCAUUAGGUAUAGAAACACUAAACUCUUUGGCAAUCGCCAUAAAGCAGACUGGACCUGCAGUAACAAAGAUAGUUGUUCCGCAAUUACUGAAGUCCCAUUUACCAGAAUGGACCAAUCUGAUGACAACUGACCAUCCAUUAAGAAGGAGAUCAAAAACUUCUGUGAGAAGAACCAAAAUUUUAAGUUUCGCAACAAGGGACAAAAGUUUGCGCGGUAUAAUAAUGGCUCGUAGUCCAGGAGACACGCGUUGUGUGUACCAGAGUUUCGCUAAAACCAAAGGAAUUGUGGUGGACGUGUAUGGCCACAAGGAGCACCAUGGACUUGAAGAAUGUGACAGAAAAUACAGGUUAGAAUUCUAUUCUUGA
Molecule: messenger RNA, 660 nt
Organism: Spodoptera exigua (beet armyworm)
Lineage: Eukaryota; Metazoa; Arthropoda; Insecta; Lepidoptera; Noctuidae
Source: the annotation of a GenBank genome assembly